This is a messenger RNA of Pyricularia pennisetigena, 2565 nucleotides long. RefSeq lists its product as uncharacterized. The record is from RefSeq and is a predicted model, not a curated record. Bases 1 to 2565 code for a protein of 854 amino acids. Lineage: Eukaryota; Fungi; Ascomycota; Sordariomycetes; Magnaporthales; Pyriculariaceae. The transcript is spliced from 2 exons.
AUGUUCUGUUCUUUUUGCGAGGGCCUAUCCAUCGAGCGCCUCGUCGAGCUGACAGCGGUUGAGUACAACGGAGGCAGAUUCCCAACCCAUGCUUUCUAUCAGCAUCACGCCACGAUCGAAGACCUGGUCGACUCGGCCGACAGUGGAUGCGAAUUCUGCCAGUUCAUAGUUGCCUGCGCAGAGGCGGCGCCAUGUUCGAGAAGCCAGGACGAGGAUCUCUCUUUCUUGGCGUUCUGCCAAGUGUGCGAGAUGCGCAGCACGGAUGUUAAGAUAGCUAUACAUGCUCACCAUACAGUAAACGAAUACGAAACCAUUGGGGAGGUCAAGCUACUUGACACGGUUCAAAUAUGGUUUGGACCGAACCCUCCAUAUGGCUAUGAGGAAAUGGAAGGUUAUUCCCAUCUAGAAUGGCCACUGAAUCUAAACAUCACUGUCCCACGAGAGCGGCCGCUGAUAGUAGGCAAUCAUCGCAUCGGGAGAAACCAGCUUGAUCCUGACCUCGGCUCGGACGCAAAUUUCGACGUGGCUCGGUCUUGGUUUGCUGCCUGCUGUAACGAACACAGUGGGUGUCCGCCUAGGACUAUAAACAAGUUGCCGACGCGGUUAGUCGAUGUCGGAGAGGCACCUGACUGGAAUGUGCGCCUUACGGAAAGCCAAGGAGGCCAGGGUGAAUACGUCGCCCUGAGCCAUUGCUGGGGAGUAAGCCCCAUGAAACUGACCCUCCGCCGGGACAAUCUGAAAACAUUUUUGAAGGCUUUACCGAUGUCGGACCUCCCUGCAAACUUUCGGGAUGCCAUAACAAUAACGAGGAAGCUUGGUAUGAGAUAUCUCUGGAUCGAUUCACUCUGUAUCAUCCAGGGGGAUGAAAGAGACUGGGGGAUUGAGUCUGCCAAAAUGACGGAGCUCUAUCUCAACGCUUCCUUCACCAUCUGUGCGGCAGCGUCUAACGGAAGUGAUUGCGGUAUUCUCCAUCAGCCUCGACCAACCCAAAAAUGGGUUCCAGAAAACUUCCAGGUUAGGUCCCAAGGGCGCAUGCGUGUGUAUUCGGAUUCCAACUCGAACGCAGAAACAGUUCCGCUUAGCCUCUAUAAGCCACAAAUCGGUUGGGAGGAAGAAAGCUAUGAUUCGGAAGCAGAUGAGACGAUGGCCGAUAUUGAAAUUGUGGGCGCUUUGAGUAACCGAGCUUGGACAUUGCAAGAAAAGAUUCUUUCCCCGCGACGAUUGGUAUAUGGCAAGCGACAGAUUUAUUGGAUCUGUUUGGAGGGAUGCCACAGCUCAGACGGCUUGCCAGAAUGCUUGCCAACCGUUACGGAUUUCGAAUACCCGUCCGUAAUGAGGCAUUUUCAUAGUCCAGGCCUGCAAGAUCCGGCGGCACUAUCGCCCACAGAGAUCCGGCAAAUUCAGAGCGACUAUUACAAUAUAGUCUACAACAUGUAUACGGCCAGAAAGUUAACGAAGCCCUUUGACAAGCUGCCGGCUUUCGCCGGUCUUGCGAAGAGGUUCCAACCUAUUUUUGGCGGUCCUUACUUGGCAGGGGUUUGGUUGCACGACAUACAUCGAGGAAUCACGUGGUACAACUGCGAUGGGCCCUGGCCUCACGCUCCGGCGCAGCCAUACAGGGCCCCCUCGUGGUCGUGGGCUUCUGUAGACAAUGGGAUAUCGAGACUACUCGGUUGUAACAACUCUGACAGGGUGUGCCACUGUGUCAAGUACUCAAGAUUUGAACUGCUGGACUAUACCGUGGAAUACUGCGACAAGAGUAAUCCAUAUGGCCAAAUAAAGAGCGCGAGUCUCUCGGUUCGGGGACGCAUUAGGACACUGCGUCGUUUCCGGCCAUCACAUCGUCAGAUGGAUUACAAUGAUGACUCUGGAAUCGUCAGUGUUAUGAGCUGGUUUGAUGAUAACAAUAUCAUGCCAUUGGAGUUUCAAACGGCGGAUGUUGAUGGACAAAAAUUCCUCCUUUGGCCAUUGGAGGAAGAAUUACCCACUGAGGAGGUCGGCCGGGGCUGUUACCCGUCUGUCCCCGAGAAAGACUUUAUCAUCCUGGUAGUUGAAGUCACCCACGGCUGCUUCCCGAGAUAUCACACGGAAAUUUUAUUCGACAACGAAUCAGUAAAACCAGUCUCCCAGAGGGGCGGAGAAGAAAAAGAGGCUGCUGUAAUAAAGUCAGCAUCAACAGAAGAAAAUUUGGGGCAAAUUAGCCGUGUUUCGACCUGUGAAGCAGUAUUCAGCGGUUUGGGAUCCCUUAGAUCGGAAUCUUCGAGUGUAGAAAGUUGGGUAGACGGAGAUACGGACUCGCAAAAUGACUGCUUCUGGACAGACGGGGAAGAUGAGCUCGCGGAUAGUGGCCUUGACUUCCUGGAUGAUAGCGAUGAGGAUGUGACAAGGACUCAGACUGACGGUGGAGGAGAACAAGGGGAGGAUGAAGCCAGGAUUGAGUGUCUGAUUUUGGAACGGGACCUGGAGCGACAAGAUGUUGCGUACAUAAAGGUUGGAAUGGUGUCAAUAUUUGAGCCUAUGAGGUUCCUUGAGGAUUGGGAGGUUACGACUUUGACGUUAAUUUAG